AUGGACGCGCGCGGGGGCGGCGGGCGGCCCGGGGAGAGCCCGGGUGCGACCCCCGCGCCGGGGCCGCCGCCGCCGCCUCCGCCGCCGCCGCCGCCCGCGACCCCCCAGCAGCAGCCGCAGCAGCAGCAGCCGCAGCCGCCGCCGCCCCCCCCCGCGCCCCCGCCGGCGCCCCCCGCGCCCGCCCGGCCCGACGCGCCCCCGGAGGCGGCCGAGUCGUGCGGCCCGCCGCGGGCCCGGCUCCGCAGCCGCGACAGCUCGUGCGGCCGGCCCGGCACCCCGGGCGCGGCCAGCACGGCCAAGGGCAGCCCGAACGGCGAGUGCGGGCGCGGCGAGCCGCAGUGCAGCCCCGCGGGGCCCGAGCUGGGCCCGGCGCGGGGCCCCAAGGUGUCGUUCUCCUGCCGCGGGGCGGCCGCGGGGCCGGGGCCGGGGCCCGGGCCGGCGGACGAGGCCGGCAGCGAGGAGGCGGGCCCGGCCGGGGAGCCGCGCGGCAGCCAGGCCAGCUUCAUGCAGCGCCAGUUCGGCGCGCUCCUGCAGCCCGGCGUCAACAAGUUCUCGCUGCGGAUGUUCGGCAGCCAGAAGGCGGUGGAGCGCGAGCAGGAGCGCGUCAAGUCGGCGGGGGCCUGGAUCAUCCACCCCUACAGCGACUUCAGGUUUUACUGGGAUUUCACCAUGCUGCUGUUCAUGGUGGGGAACCUCAUCAUCAUCCCGGUGGGCAUCACGUUCUUCAAGGACGAGACCACGGCCCCCUGGAUCGUCUUCAACGUGGUCUCGGACACCUUCUUCCUUAUGGACCUGGUGCUCAACUUCCGCACGGGCAUCGUCAUCGAGGACAACACGGAGAUCAUCCUGGACCCCGAGAAGAUCAAGAAGAAGUACCUGCGCACGUGGUUCGUGGUGGACUUCGUGUCCUCCAUCCCUGUGGACUACAUCUUCCUCAUCGUGGAGAAGGGCAUCGACUCGGAGGUGUACAAGACGGCGCGGGCCCUGCGCAUCGUGCGUUUCACUAAGAUCCUCAGCCUGCUGCGGCUGCUGCGGCUGUCGCGGCUCAUCCGCUACAUCCACCAGUGGGAGGAGAUCUUCCAUAUGACCUAUGACCUGGCGAGCGCGGUUAUGCGCAUCUGCAACCUCAUCAGCAUGAUGCUGCUGCUGUGCCACUGGGACGGCUGCCUGCAGUUCCUGGUGCCCAUGCUGCAGGACUUCCCGCGCAACUGCUGGGUGUCCAUCAACGGCAUGGUGAACCACUCCUGGGGUGAGCUCUACUCCUUCGCUCUCUUCAAGGCCAUGAGCCACAUGCUAUGCAUCGGCUAUGGGCGGCAGGCGCCUGAGAGCAUGACAGACAUCUGGCUGACCAUGCUCAGUAUGAUCGUGGGCGCCACCUGCUACGCCAUGUUCAUUGGCCACGCCACGGCGCUCAUCCAGUCCCUCGAUUCCUCCCGGCGACAGUACCAGGAGAAGUACAAGCAAGUGGAGCAGUACAUGUCCUUCCACAAGCUGCCCGCAGACUUCCGCCAGAAGAUCCACGACUAUUACGAGCAUCGCUACCAGGGCAAGAUGUUCGACGAGGACAGUAUCCUGGGCGAGCUCAAUGGGCCUCUGCGGGAGGAGAUCGUGAACUUCAACUGCCGCAAACUGGUGGCUUCCAUGCCCCUGUUUGCCAAUGCCGACCCCAACUUCGUCACGGCCAUGCUGACCAAGCUCAAGUUCGAGGUGUUCCAGCCGGGUGACUACAUCAUCCGGGAGGGCACCAUCGGGAAGAAGAUGUACUUCAUCCAGCACGGCGUGGUCAGCGUGCUCACCAAGGGCAACAAGGAGAUGAAGCUGUCCGACGGCUCCUACUUUGGGGAGAUCUGCCUGCUGACUCGGGGCCGCCGCACAGCCAGUGUGCGGGCCGACACCUACUGCCGCCUCUACUCACUGAGUGUGGACAACUUUAACGAGGUGCUGGAGGAGUACCCCAUGAUGCGCAGGGCCUUUGAGACCGUCGCCAUCGACCGCCUGGACCGCAUCGGCAAGAAGAACUCGAUCCUGCUGCACAAGGUCCAGCACGACCUCAACUCGGGCGUGUUCAACAACCAGGAGAACGCCAUCAUCCAGGAGAUCGUCAAGUAUGACCGCGAGAUGGUGCAGCAGGCCGAGCUGGGCCAGCGCGUGGGCCUCUUCCCGCCACCGCCGCCGCCGCAGGUCACCUCGGCCAUCGCCACGCUGCAGCAGGCCGUGGCCAUGAGCUUCUGCCCGCAGGUGGCAAGGCCGCUCGUGGGGCCCCUGGCGCUGGGCUCCCCGCGCCUGCUGCGCCGUCCUCCGCUCGGCGCCGCCACUGCCGCCUCGCCGGGGCCGCCCGCCGCCAGCCCCCCGGGCGCCGCCCCGCUCAGCCCCAGGGCCCCCCGGACCUCGCCCUACGGCGGAGGCGGCGGGCCCAGCUCCCCCGCGGCGCCCCGGGCCGCCGGGCCCGCGCUGCCCGCUCGCCGACUGAGCCACGCGUCCCGCCCGCUGUCCGCCUCGCAGCCGUCGCUGCCCCACGGCGCGUCCGGGCCCGGCCCCACGGCCUCGGCGCGCCCCGCCAGCAGCUCCACGCCGCGCCUGGGCCCCGCGCCCGCCGGCGCCGCCGCCCGGGCCUCCGCCACCGCCGCCCCCAGCCCGGACCACCGCAGGGACUCGGCCUCGCCCGGCGCGGCCAGCGGCGGCGGCGGCCUCGACCCGCUGGACUCUGCGCGCUCGCGCCUCUCGUCCAACUUGUGACCCUCGCUGCGCCGCCCCCCGGGAGUGGCCGGGGCGUGGGGGGCCGGGGACCCGCCGGGCGGCCGUGGGGGCCGGGCGGGGGGCGUCGCCCAGACCAAAGCCAUCCACUGCGCUGCCCGGCCGCCCCCGAAGCCAUAGAGGAGACUCGUAGGUAGUUGUAGUGGCAGGCACGGGCGGGCCCGGGGCGGCGGGCACCCCCUCCGCGCGCCCCGCGCCGACCCUCUUUCUCAUCGACCCCGCGCCCACCCACAUCGCCCCAGCCGGGGCUCCCUUCACCUCGGUGCCUGAGUUAACCCAAGCGUCCAAUUGGGGGUGGUGGGACGGGGCGUGCGUGCGUCCGUCCCGUCGAGGAGGACUACCUGGGCAGUGCAAUACUGGGCCCGCCGGCUUCCGCUGCCCCAAGAAACGCUCACGCAAUAACCGGCCCCUGCCCCAGCGCGUCCGUCCUUCCUUCCGUUCGUCCGUCUGUCCGUCCGUCCGCAGUGACCUCCCCAGAGCGGGCAUCCCCGGCUCUUGACCCCCUUCACUUCCCCGCUGCCAGGGGCGCGGGGGUGGGGAGGCCCAGGGAGGGGUCCCCGCCGUCGAGAUGAAUGUACUGACGAGCCGAGGCAGCAGCCCUUCCUUCCCCUCCACCACCGCGCCCCCCAACCCCGGCCCCACUAAGCCCCCUUCCCCACACGCACACACCCCCAUUCCGCGCAAUAAACGACAGCAUUGGCGCCCA
This is a messenger RNA of Suncus etruscus (white-toothed pygmy shrew), 3460 nucleotides long. It is a transcript of the gene HCN2, whose product is annotated as hyperpolarization activated cyclic nucleotide gated potassium and sodium channel 2. Gene Ontology annotation, biological process: transmembrane transport; potassium ion transport. Lineage: Eukaryota; Metazoa; Chordata; Mammalia; Eulipotyphla; Soricidae. Gene Ontology annotation, cellular component: membrane. The record is from RefSeq and is a predicted model, not a curated record. Gene Ontology annotation, molecular function: voltage-gated potassium channel activity.